CUCAUCUCCAGACUACAGACGUCUGGAGAAAAGGAUCGCUUCGGAGGGCGGGCUGUAUCCCUGAAGAGCUCCUCCUCCUCCCCCCAGAUUCGGCCUUUUCCAGGCUCCACCGACAAAUGUCCGGGAAUCUCCCCGCCUGAGGUUGGCAGCCCUGCUCUCUGGUGAGGCCCUACGUGGUCCUGACAAGCCAAAGGGCCCCUGGGCUUAUGAGAUGAAGUUGUCCUUCAAGUGGGGUCUUCACGUCAGUGGAUGUAGAAGGAGGAUAUAACUUCGCCCCCAGGAACCAGCAGCUGACAAGCGUCCUGUUGCCACCCUUGCCCAGCCCGUGACCCCUCGUGCCUCGCCUCCAACCACGGCGGAGUCCGCCAAGCCCACCCUCUGCAGAGUCAUCAUCUACCUGCAGAAGGAGAUGUCCGGGGACACCUGCCUGACCACCGCCCACCCCCUGCCGGGAGCCAAGCCCAGGAGCGGCAGUGUCAAAGCUGGCAGCCCGGGCAGCAAAUACCUGCGCCUCAACGUGGGCGGCUCCCUGUACUACACCACCGUGCCUGUGCUGACGCGGCACGACACCAUGCUGAAGGCCAUGUUCAGCGGCAGGAUGGAGGUCCUCUCUGACAAGGAAGGCUGGAUCCUCAUUGAUCGUUGCGGGAAGCACUUUGGGAGCAUUCUCAACUACCUCCGCGACAACACAGUUGCGCUGCCCAAAAACCGGCAGGAGAUCAAAGAACUGAUGGCGGAAGCCAAGUAUUACCUAAUCCAGGGGCUGGUCGACCUCUGCCAGGCUGCCCUGCAGGACAAGAAGGAUUCCUACAAGGCAGUCUGCAACAUCCCUGUCAUCACCUCCCCCAAGGAAGAAGAAAGGCUCAUAGAGUCCUCCGUGAAGCCUGUGGUGAAGCUGCUUUACAACAGAAGUAACAACAAAUACUCCUACACAAGCAACUCUGAUGACAACCUGCUGAAGAACAUUGAACUGUUUGAUAAGCUCUCCCUCCGCUUCAACGGGCGGGUCCUCUUCAUCAAGGAUGUGAUUGGCGAUGAGAUCUGCUGCUGGUCCUUCUACGGGCAGGGGCGGAAACUGGCCGAAGUCUGCUGCACGUCGAUCGUCUAUGCUACCGAGAAGAAGCAGACCAAGGUUGAGUUCCCCGAGGCCCGAAUCUACGAGGAAACGCUGAAUGUUCUGCUGUACGAGACCCCCCGCGUACCCGACAACUCUCUGCUGGAAGCCACAAGCCGCAGCCAGGCCUCUCAGAGCGAGGACGACGAUGGCUUCGAGCUGUGCGACAGGGUGCGGCGCAUCCACGUGAAGCGAUACAGCACUUACGAUGACCGGCAGAUCGGCCACUAGGCCCCUGCGGCAGCACCAAAGGGCAUCUCCCGGCCAGCGAGGGCCUGGCUGCUGGAUGCUCUGAAUGGUUCCCCGGUCAGGUGUCUGGCAUCGGUUUGGUUGUGGCUUAUGCCAACCCGCUCAGCACGUUUGUGACUCGUCCCGUUGCAGGAGGAUUGAGGGCCUGAUGCCUUGUGCUGCUGGCUUACUUUAGCAGUCUUAAACGAAGCACCCCUUUUCCCGGCUCUGGAAGCCCCCCUGGGUUGACUGUCUCCCCCCCUCCUGUCUUCCCUUGCCAGCGACCCUCUCACAGAAGUGGCCUUGAGGACUCUCCUUAAACUGCCUUUUUUAACAGACGUUUGCGAUCCAGUUGCAGAGGAUGACCGGAAGGUCCAAACGCAGCAGUGAGGUGGCCAAUCGGCUCUUUUUCUGUCUAGGGGAGACGGGGCUUUGUGUCUGAACCUGAGUAGAGUUUGGUUCUGAAGGCUCGCUUGGAGCUGGGAGGGCUUCCGGGGGGCCGCCCCCCCCUUGCCUCUAUUCGUGGUGUCGGGGAGCACCUGCACGUCCUAGUGCUGCCUCCCCCUCCCCAGCCUUGGACAAAUGGAAGGGCAGCUGGGUCCGCAGAGGCCCACCUUUGGGACUUCACCCGCGACUCGUUCACGGCUGCCGUGUGAUCCUGCUGCUGGGUCAUGUGUUCAUAAACCAAUUGGGGUUUUUAAUUAUUUUAGCAUAUCGGCGAAUAAAGUCAAAGAGUAAG
Molecule: messenger RNA, 2081 nt
Organism: Gekko japonicus
Lineage: Eukaryota; Metazoa; Chordata; Lepidosauria; Squamata; Gekkonidae
Gene: TNFAIP1
Product: TNF alpha induced protein 1
Exons: 7
Coding region: 410-1345 (311 amino acids)
Biological process (GO): proteasome-mediated ubiquitin-dependent protein catabolic process; negative regulation of Rho protein signal transduction; protein ubiquitination
Cellular component (GO): Cul3-RING ubiquitin ligase complex
Molecular function (GO): ubiquitin-protein transferase activity; protein binding
Source: RefSeq, a predicted model, not a curated record